UUCGUACGUAUAUUCCGCAAGAGUUGUCACUAAUUGUUUAGUUUAGUUAGAUAAUUUUAUUUAAUUCUUCCCAAUAUUUUUCGUUUCAAAUAUUUUUCUUCAAUAAUUUUGUAAAAUAAAUCUAAAUCAACAAAAACAAACUGUUAAAGAAUUUUGUCAUUCUCAUCAUUUUCUUUGGUUUGUGUUCAUUUCAUAACAAUUCAUAAAAUUGGUGUGUCUUGGUCUUGCUCAAGCUGAACACAUAUAUAUGAUGACGAACCAGGCAUCACUUGAAUCUUCUUUCUCAUUCCUCACUCAACUGACGGCAGACGAACUCGAAAGUUUGGAGAAUGAUUGGGAGAGGAUUAAGAAGUUGGUUGAUGAUUCUGACGUGAUAAAAAAGCAGCAAAUGGAAAAAGAAAAUUUAUCAGCCUCGAUAAAAAGCCUUGCUGAAUACAACUUAUCCUUGGAGCCGAAAUUGAACCAGGCCAAAGUUCAGCUUGCCCAAACCCAUGAACAGGCUGUAGAAACUUUUAAAUCAUAUGACAAAAACAGAUUGCUCAUGGAAGGAACACCAUCGAAAACACAACCCGACGUUCAACUUGCUCUCUUGCAAGCUGAAACAGCAAAAUCUGAAGAGGAGUGUGAGAAAUUGGUGGACAACUUGAUGAACAAGACAGUUGAUGUGGAUACAUUCAUCACUGACUACCUGACUACCAGAACGUUAUCUCACAUCCGCCGAAUCAAAUGCGACAAGAUGACGGAACUAUUACGUCAGCAACAACGCAGAAGAGAAUCAGCCCCGCUACCAAAGACAUCGAAUGUACAGCAUGAACAAUAUUCAGCCUAUUCACCAACGCACCCGUUGAAUUAUUCCUCCAGACCGAUGCAAUCCAGCUAUCCCAAUCCUAUGCCUUCGUCGAGCAACUACUACCCUGGUCCCACGUCUCUGAUCGGAUACAACAACCAAGUUCCCGGCUACAUGCCUGCUGCUGGUCCGCCAUACCCCAUCAACAACUUCGCACAACCCCCUCCCAUUGCAUCUGCUAUCUUCUCGCCUGGUGCUCCGUCGUAUCCGCAGUCCAGUCUCUAUUGAGAGCUCCAUGAUUGGUGGACGGAUGGAUUGAUGAACGGUUGAACGAAUUGAUGGGCGAAUGAGUGAAUUGAAAGAUGGAUGGAUUGUACUGUACAUGAUUCAUCAAUUGUUAAGAGUGUGCAUGGUUGAUUGAAGUGUGGUAUUGGCUGAUACCAUAUGGUGUUGAUUGGCAUGUGAUGUUGAUUAAUAUCAUAUGGUGUUGAUUUGCAUGUGGUUUUGAUUGAUAUCAUAUGGUGUUGAUUGAGAUGUGAUGUUGGUUGAUAGAUAUCAUAUGAUGCUGAUUGAGACGUAGAGAUGUGUUGGUGUUCUUGGCUGGUGUUCUUACGUGGUUGUUGCGUCGUCGUUGCUUCCAGCUGUCCGUCUGUCGUGAAUGUUCAUUUGGCCACCACCUUUUCGUAAUUAUCUUCGGGGCGGCGUUCAUUGGGUUGUAUCUUAAUGAGUGAGAACGAUGAUGAUCCGUUGCUAUGAAAUGGUUGUUGUGAUGAGGGGUUUGUCGAUUCAGAGCCGUGUGUGAUUAUCUCUCUGUUGGAUUUCAACAGUUUUUUUUAGUUAGGCUGACUAAUCAUUCUUUCAUGCAUUUGUUUUCAUGCAUUCAUUCAUCUUUUUCACUCGUUUAUUUUCAUGAUGUAUUUUAUUUAUUUGUUAUCAUUUAUCAUUCGUCUUAACCGUUCGUUCAAUUGUUCAAACAAUUGCCAUCCAAUUAUGAAAUUAUCCAUUCAUUUAUUUUCAUCAAAGAAAAACAUUCGUCUCAACAUGCGAUUGCUCCAUUCAUUUAUUCACCAAACCAUUCAUUCAUUUAUUCAUUCAUUCAUCCAUCUAUGAAAUUAAUUCUCAUCCAACAUUCAAUCUUAAACAUAUUCCACCAUUAAAAAAAUUACAUUCACUGCAAAACACAGCUCACCAACACACAAACGCCACACACACACACACACGCACACACACCACAAAUGACAAUGAAUAUCUUAGUUAUAAAUGACAUACUAUUAAUAAACGUUAAUCUUGUUGGAUGUUACGGAAUUCUAGAGUUCCUAUAUCUAUAUAAACAAAUAUCCAUAGGUAUAGAAUCUGUAGCUUUUAUAUCUAUGGAUACAUAUUAAGACGUGGUGAAUUUAUUUGUGCAUAUCCAGGCAACAUGUAGCAGUUGUGCGACUCUUUUUUUCAUAUUUUUAUUUCUACAAUUAAUAAUAAUUAUUAUUAUUGUUAUU
Messenger RNA from Helobdella robusta, 2280 nucleotides. RefSeq lists its product as hypothetical. Bases 248 to 1075 code for a protein of 275 amino acids. Gene Ontology annotation, biological process: protein targeting to membrane; protein targeting to vacuole; ubiquitin-dependent protein catabolic process via the multivesicular body sorting pathway. The record is from RefSeq and is a predicted model, not a curated record. The transcript is spliced from 6 exons. Gene Ontology annotation, cellular component: ESCRT I complex. NCBI's taxonomy places the organism in Eukaryota, Metazoa, Annelida, Clitellata, Rhynchobdellida, Glossiphoniidae.